Molecule: messenger RNA, 5417 nt
Organism: Porites evermanni
Lineage: Eukaryota; Metazoa; Cnidaria; Anthozoa; Scleractinia; Poritidae
Source: the annotation of a GenBank genome assembly
AUGUCAGUGUUGUUAAGGAACUCAGCAAAAGUGUUGAUGGCAGGUCAGUUCAUUAUUGUGGUACGCAGGGCUUCCCAUUUCACAAGAUGCUUGAAUCUGUGGCGUUGUGAAUCAAUGAGAACCAGGCCAGAGAAAGUUUUAAGAGUUCACUUUACAGGUGAAGAUGGAAUAGACAGUGGUGCCAUGGCUAAAGAGGUCCUUGAAAAACCUACAGCAGACAUGGGAAAUAUUAUGUUUCCCUCAGGCAGUCCUGUGGAUUCAACCUACAAUGUACAGAAGGGAUAUUUACAGUCUUGUGGAGAAAUUGCUGCUGUAAGCCUGGCUCAAGGAGGUCCAUCACCUUGUGUCUUACAGGGAUGUGUUUAUGAAAGUAUGGUCAACCCAGAAACUGACUUUAAGAGCUUGAAUGUAGAGCACAUUACAGCAGAGGAGAAGACGAUGCUCGAAAAUAUCCAACAUGACUUGGAUAACAAUCGUGACACAAUUGUAGAUCAUGGUUUCACUGGUGUUAGGGACCGUUCAUUUUUUACGAGGUGGGGGGGCUGGUGAAAUUGGGGGGGCCGUCACGAAAAAAAAAAAAGACUUAAAAGGGCGGGGAAUCCCAAAAAAAACGGAGGGAAUAGGUAUAGUUUCCAGUACAAUAUUAAGAUUAUUGGCCUUCCAGAAAGCGGGACGCAAGAAUCGGCCUCCCAAACUGCCCCCCUGUGUAUCAGUCUUUUCAAAGCCGCUGGAAUUGAAAUUUCAAAUCAAGACAUCGAUAUCGCCCAUCGUAUCCCUACCAGAAUUGCCACUUCUGGCCCUCGACCAAUUGUCUGCAAAUUCACUAGAAGAAUUAUGAAAGAGCAAGUAAGGAAUGCACGAAAUGAAGCUUGUAAAGUGUCAGCCAAUGCGAUCGGACUACCGUCCAGUUGUUCCUUGGAAAACGUCAGGCUACUGUUGGCGGAUUCAAAGAAAUUUCAAAAGAGAAAUGGCUUCAAGUUCUGCUGGGCCAAGAACUUUAUUAUUUAUCUUUGACGAACCGAAGAUUCUCGCCCGAUCCAAAUCAAGUGCCACAACGACCUUGUGAACUUUGCAAAUCAGGAGGGUUUACCCAUGAGUUAAGUACCUUUCACAGAUUCCUGAGCAACUGACACUUUAUUUUUAGUCUUGACCUAUUGAAUUUAAUGCUUGGAAGUCUCAAAAAACCAUUCUCUGUGAUCCGUAUUUCAGAAACGUGGCUGACUGAUUGCACUGCAGAGCUGGUUAAUAUCACUGGAUACAAUUUUGUCUCAAACCUUCGCAAAUCUAAAACAGGUGGCGGAGUAGGCAUUUAUUUACAAAACGACCUUCAAUACAAACUUCUUAAUGAAUGCAAAUUGUCAGAUCCAGAGACAAUUGAGUCUUUAUUCGUGGAGAUUACAGUUCCCCAUGGGAAAAAAAUCAUUCUUGGAUUUGUGUAUAGACCGCCAAAUCAAAACACGGCCUUGUUUCUGGACAAAUUUAACGACAUUCUUUCUCGUAUUUCUAAGGACAACAAACAAUGUUAUGUUAUGGGAGACUUUAACCUCGACCUUGUCCAGUACAACCAUCAUACACCAACUCAAGAAUUUAUCGACACUCUAUUUUCACACGCAUUUAUUCCUCUCAUCUCCAAUCCAACGCGCCUCACCUCUUAUUCUGCAACCCUAAUCGAUAAUAUAUUCACAAAUAAUCUUUCUCAAAAUGUUUUAAAUGGUAUUGUUCUAAACGAUUUAUCUGAUCACUUACCGGUUUUUGCUUAUUUUUCUGGCAAAACUCUGAUGCGCGAUGGAGAAAAUAAAGUAUUCAUACGCAAGAUUACUAACGAAAAUUUGCGUAAAUGCAACGAAAACGUUUCAAACACAAACUGGGCCUCAUUUCUUGAUGAAGAUCCCAAUAUGACUAUGACAAUGUUUCAAUGCGUGUAAUUAAACACUCACUUCACCUGAUUUCUGCCCCUCUGGCCAACAUCAUAAACCUGUCUUUAAAAAAAGGCAUCUUCACUGAUAAACUAAAAAUUGCUAAAGUGAUUCUUAGUUACAAAGCAGAUGAUCCUAGUCCUUUUACAAACUACAGACCCAUUUCUUUGUUGUCCAAUUUUUCCAAAGUUUUUGAAAAAGUACUGGAUAAUCGUAUGAUUAAAUUCGCUGAGCAGUAUAAUAUACUAUACCGCUGCCAGUUUGGAUUUCGUAAAAACUAUUCAACGUCCCAUGCUCUAAUCCAUCUAAUAAAUAGAAUCUCUUUGGCAAUUGACCAGCGUGAAACUACUGUAGGGGUUUUCCUAGAUCUCUCCAAAGCUUUUGACACUCUUGAUCAUCAAAUCUUAUUCACCAAGCUGGAGGACUAUGGUAUCCGUGAUGUGGCUCUGCAGUGGAUAAAAAGCUACUUUUCUUGCCGUCAGAAAUUCGUCCAAAUUAAUCAAACUUGUUCCUCAAUGCAGACCAUUAAGUGUGGAGUUCCUCAAGGAUCUACCUUAGGCCCCUUAUUCUUCAUACUUUACAUAAAUGAUCUUCCUAAAGCCUCCAAGUUAACUGAGCUUCUACUUUUUGCUGACGACACAAGUAUCUUUUUUUCACACUCUAAGCCGCCUUCCUGGUGUUUACUGUUUUCAAAGAUGAACUCGAGGCAAGAAAAUCGCUCAAAGCUUUCUUUCUACAGCCAAAAUUAUAACUUAAUACUCUUCAGAACGUUUUUAAUUUCUAUUUGCGGAGAGAAGAUAUCGACUAAAGGCUUUUUAAAGUUCUGUAAGCUUAUAUCAAACCUCAUACUAGAUCAGAUCAUUGUCUCAGAUCUUAAUACGAACGUGCCUAAACUAGCCUCAUAAACUGCGCUCGACUUCGUGAAAUUAGAUAUAAAAAAACAAACACAUACACUUUCUACAAUAAUUACUCAGGCUUACCAUUCGAGAUGCAGCUCCUGAAAGCUAUCAAGUAAGGCCAGAAUCGCUUGAGGGACUUUUCAACCCGCAUCCAGCAAGGUGAAAAACGAAAACGGUGUCAUCCGAAAUCGGAUUUCCAACUUUGACAAGCGGCGUAUUUCUCAACCAAAAAUUCAAUAAACGAACCAGGCUUAAAUAACAGAAGACUGUUGAUGGCAGCUGUAUUUCAUUUUAUGCAUCCAGGGGAAAAAGACAGUAAAAAACAACACAAGUUGACAAAAAACUCAGUCAGCUUCAGCUACUUUCAGCUGUCAAAGUAAACAAGUUUCAAGAUGCUGUAUAAAUUUUCUGCAUGAACCACGUGUCAAAUUUUGACCAAUCACAGCAUAAAAAUUGGACGGUCGUAGAGCGUGAUCAACACGUGACUAUGGUGAGAAAAAUGAAAAGCUGUCUUUCCUGCUUUUAUUUUUAAAUGACUGGCUGAAUUUUCGCAUCCGAGAUAAGUUUGAAAUCAAAAUGUUAAUAGUGCGGGGCCAUAGUGACAUUAACUCAACACUUUCUGUCAUCAUGUCAUUAUUUUGCUGCCGUUCUCUUUGCCUUUGUAUUUCUCUUUCGCGUUGCCUUUGUCUAUUCAUUCUAGCUCUGUCUCGUUUUUCUUGCCGGCGUUUUUCACUAUAAUUGUCUCUUCUUCUUCUCGCCCUGACUCUCUCUACUUGCCGACUUUCUUUGCUAAAAUUUUGUCUUCUUCUUCUACUUCCAACGCAUCCUCUUUGGCAAUUGUCUUCUCUUGCUCUGCGCGUGUUGACUCUUGCUCUCUGCCGUUCACCUUCUCUUUGCUCUCUGCUUAAAACCUGUCGUCUACACGCUAAAAUCUCUCUGCUUUUUGUUUGUUGACAUAAUAGCUUUCGUAAGUUGUAAUAAAAAGUUAUAAAGGCUCUGUCGAAAAAUCUUUUUGCUAAGUUGCUUUGAAAUUUCUCUUUUCAAAACCAGUUGCACGAUAUAAUUGCGCAAUGUUGCGCCAUGCGAUUUCCCGCCAAAAAAUCUCUACUUUCCCCUACCCCAAGAGUCCAUGCGCUCUACUUUUCACUACUCGAAAAGUCCGUAUGGACGGACGUACGCUGACGUCAUAACCAAAAUUCCUCGGAUGGAUAGUUUGCCAAAUUAUCUUAGUUAUGGUGCUCCGCUCGCGCGCUUCGUGCACGCAAGGAGCUCCGCUAUCAAACAUUUUUGUUCUGCGAUUACAUCACAGCGUUCAGUUCCACGACAACAAUUUUCAACACUAGGAAACUAUCAUUAAAAGAUUCUUUAUCAGGUUAGUGCUGUGCAAUGUCUCUCUGCUCAUGUUCCUCUUCGUCAUCAUCGCCAAGCUCGUCCUCAUCGCUCGUGAUGCUGCUAGAGUCGCUUUCAUCGUUUUCAGUCAUAGCAUACUCUUCAGGCUACAUGAAGCAGUACACGUUAUCUCUGACCUCUGGCUUGAGGUUUGUGAUAAUUCUGCUUCCUGCGGCGUUGCUGAAAUUGUUUCCUUGCAAAAGCUGUGCAAUGUAUGCCGCAUCUCGAUCAAAAAGCAAUUCGGAAACUUUCUCAACGUCGAUGCAGCCUUCAGGGACGGCAAGGCAAGGAGGAUAUAGAAGACAUUUUGGAAGAUCAUUACCUAGCGAGUUUCCCACACAAAUACUAUACACUCGUUGGACGUUGUUUUCAAACCAUUUCUUUUUCUUGCAUUCGAUUUUCGACAGUUUUCUUUGUUUCUUCUUCCCUUGCUGAUGCGGUCUCUUAUAGGCCCUUGAAAAUACUGCAAAAACUGUCUUUACUUUCUUCUAGUGUCUCUGAAUCCUGCGUUACCUUUUGCACCUUAGCCUUGAUCCGGGAUCCGUUCUGAUUAGUCUUCAAUAACCUUUAUUUUAAGAGGGUGACACCUAUUACUAUGAAGUAUUCUUCCUAGUGGCCCUCACGAACAUGACAACUAUAUUUAUCCAAAUUCACGAGAGGACUGGAGCCUUAUGGACUUGCUGAUAUCAUAAAGAAAAAGCCAGAAAUAUGCAAGGCACUCUUUGUCAUGGGGCAUGAAAAGGAUGUUGAUGCAAAUUAUGUGUUUCCCCUUAUGAAACCAUGUUAUUCUGUGGAGGGAUCAACUAGAAAGGACGUUGAGGAGUCUGUGAUGGACAGCUUUCAAGCCGUUUUGAUAUCUUUGGAAGAUGAGCAGAAAAUCAGUGGAUAUACUGAGGUUCUCACUUGGAAUUAUGAUGACGGCGAAGACAGAAGUGAAAGGCAGGAAAGUGAAAAACAGCUGGCGGAAGAAUUUCAAACAGCAGAUGUUUAUGUGGCCGGUGUCUUAGGUUGGCUUACUGGUCAAAGACACCGACCCAUUGAUGGGGAUCCCCUCACAAUUAUUGUUAACUUUGACCACGAUUGUUUGGAUCGUAACCCAAAGCACACUAUCUGUUUUCCAAGUGUUGCAGCAUGUGGAAGGGAGUUAACUCUUCCAGUGUGUAACAUGGGUGACACAACAAUUUCGCCAUACUUUCCUUCUCGCAUACUGUAA